Messenger RNA from Camelina sativa (false flax), 3897 nucleotides. The record is from RefSeq and is a predicted model, not a curated record. Lineage: Eukaryota; Viridiplantae; Streptophyta; Magnoliopsida; Brassicales; Brassicaceae.
CCAUCUUCUUCUUCUUCCGUUUUUCGUCUUCGUCUCCCAGACUCCCACAGUCCCACUUUCGAUCACGUCUUCCAUGUUCUUCUACUUUCUUUCGACCACAUCUUCCAUCUUCUUCUAAAACUAACAAGGCAAUUAGAGAUUUACAUCUUCUAAUCGAGUUCUUGAGAUAUUGAGUCAUGGUAACAAGAGAGUGAAGCAUCAGAUUGGUAUGACUAAGAACAUACGCAGGCCUUAGUUUUAUAGCGACUCUGGCUGUAAUUUAUCAUGCUUUCAGCAGUAGAAAGAUCAGUUUAUAGCGCCUCUGGCUGUAAUUUAUCCAUCUCUGGCAUUUGGUCAAAUUCGUCUUCUUGGGAUCACUUAGAUAAGCAGAAGUCGAGAGGCUGAAUGAGCAAGCUUGGAGAGAGCUUAUGGAGAUUCUCUUUGCUAUUACUAUCGUUCGACAUGACUUUUCUAGUAUAUGAUCCUGGCGACAACAACUGUUGCUAUUUUUAUGAAAGUAUGUUUUUUAUGUCACUGAUAUGAUCAUGGAUGGUCAAUGGGAGAAGAAACCAGUUUAUACUUUUUUGGCGACUAGUACCGGUAGGGGCCUGCAAAUUUUGGUGACUAGUACCGGUACGUGAAUCUAUGGCACAAGGAUGCUCUCUAUCUUGAAAUUGUGCUACUGUAAGUCUUCUCCUUCGUUACGGAUGCAUCUCUCUUUGGGCAGGUAGGGGCCUGCAAUUUAUUUGAUAUAUUGUUUUGAAACAGAGCAUACUAAAUUUAUUUGCAACAGAGCAUACAAAGAUAAGAACUAUUACAUGUCUACAUAUCUGCAACAGAGCAUACAAAGAUAAUAACAGAGCAUACAGUUAUUUGCUGGUUUAGAGCCUGCAAGCAAUUUUUUUGAGAAAAUUCCCCUCUUAUAUAUAACUAACUCUAAAACAAAGAUAAGAACUAUUACAUGUCUGAACGUUCGGCCUAGUUGAGUUAGAGACGCAAAGCUUUACAUUACGUCUAGUUUACUUACCUCUGAAAAUACUAAAUUUGUUUCUACUCUUUCUUGAAUUAACCAGAAACACAAUAAGCAUGUAAAUCUCUUGAUCGUUUGAUAUGCCUAUUAAAAACGACCAAUGAAGAGUUAUAUUAUUCUCAUUAUCGUUUGAGUUAUAUUGUGACAGGAAUCUAUAGUCCACUGAAAGUAGGCACAAUUUCGGAUUGCUCUUUGAAAUUCUCAUGUCAUUGGUUUUUUUUAUAAUAUUCAGAAGUGAUGCUACAUGCGAAGAAACUAAUAUGCGGGCAUCUCUUUCAUGUGCAUUGUCUUCGAUCAUGGUUGGAGCGACAGCUUGUUUUAAACUUUAGUUGACAAGAAAAGAUUGACCUAACAUUAACGAUUUCACGAGACAUACGACAAGGCCAGUCCUCAAAGUCUUAGAGAUAUAAGAGAGCUCUGAAUUGUGAAUCGUAAUGGACUCACAUGACUCUUAUGAUGUGAGAUCAAUAGACUUAGAGUCUCAAAGAGUAAUUGAUGCUGCAAAUGCUGAAGAAGAACAACGUAUGUUUGAUGGAGCAGAGCCAUCUAAUUGUCGUAAGAGAGCACCAAUUGAUAUUGAUGACGAUGAUGUUGAACAGGAGAAAGGAAAGACAACAUCAACACAAACGAAGAAGAGAAAGCAUAAUAAGUUUGAUGGAGAUCAAUCCUCUAAAUCUGGUAAAAGAGCUGCAAUUGAUAUUGAUGAUGAUGAUGAUCUACAUGACAAUGUUGUAGGAGAUAAAGGAAAAGGGAAAGCUACAGCAACAGAACCGACAAAGAGAAAGCAGUAUGCAGAUUGCUGGGAGCAUUUUACAGUGGUUAAGAAGACUAUUAAUGGAAAACUUCAAGACAGAGCCGAAUGCAAUCACUGCAAGAGGGACUAUGCCUACAACUCACACAAGAACGGUACACAUUCUUACAAUCGUCAUAUGGAAACUUGUAAGGUUCGGCUUAGUAAAGUUGAUAUUAGUAAGAUGAUGCUCAACUCUGAAGCAAAGUUACAAGCUAGGAAGAUAGAUCAUAUGGUUUUUCGCGAAAUGGUAGCUAAGUGUAUCAUUCAGCAUGAUCUGCCAUUUGCCUAUGUUGAAUAUGAGAGAGUUAGAUCAGUUUGGAAGUAUUUGAACGCAGAUGUGAAGUUUAUUAGUCGGAACACAGCUGCAGCAGAUGUUUACAAGUUCUAUGAGAACGAGACAGAGAAUUUAAAGAGAGAAUUAGCUCACCUUCCAGGGAGGAUUAGCUUCACUUCUGAUUUGUGGACUGCAAUCACUCAUGAGGGCUACAUGUGUCUAACAGCACAUUAUGUUGACAGGAACUGGAAAUUAAACAGCAAGAUUCUUGCUUUCUAUGCUUUUCCGCCUCCACAUUCAGGUAUGAACAUAGCAAUGGAAAUUCUAGAGAAGUGGAAGGAUUGGGGAAUUGAGAAAAAAGUGUUUUCCAUCACGUUAGACAAUGCUACUAACAAUGACACAUCACAAGAUAUUCUGAAAUCUCAGCUUAUGUUGCGGAAUGAUUUGUUGUGUGGAGGAGAGUAUUUUCAUGUGCGAUGCGCAGCACAUAUUCUCAACAUCAUUGUUCAGAUUGACCUGAAAGAUAUAGGUGAUACAUUGGAAAAGAUCAGAGAGAGUAUUAGAUAUGUACAAGCUUCUGGAAAACGUGAGGUAUUGUUUGCAAAGUGUGUUGAAGCAGUUGGUCUACAGUUGAAAGCGGGCUUGAUUAUGGAUGUGAAAACUAGAUGGAACUCAACAUACAAGAUGCUUGAUAGGGCUCUCAAGUAUCGAGCUGCCUUUGGUAAUCUCAAAGUCAUUGAUGGGAGAAACUACAAGUUUCACCCUACAGAAGCUGAAUGGCACCGAUUGAAGCAGAUUUGUGAGUUUUUGGAGCCUUUUGAUGAAAUCACUAAUCUGAUCUCAGGUUCAACAUAUCCAACUUCAAACUUGUAUUUCAUGCAAGUUUGGAAGAUCAACAAUUGGUUGAUAUCGAAUUCACAGAAUCAAGAUGAAGUCAUCAGAAGUAUGAUUGUUCCAAUGAGAGAAAGGUUUGAUAAGUAUUGGGAAGAGGUUAGUGAUGUCUUUGCAAUGACUACAGUGUUUGAUCCAAGGUUGAAGCUAACACUGGUCAAUUAUUGUUUUGAAAAGACCGACAAGGGUUCUGCUGAGAUAAAGAUUAAACAUUUGCGUGGUAAGCUUGCUACUCUUUUUGAAUCUUAUGAGAAUAAGUCCAUUUUCACAUCAUCUUCUACAGAGACACGUGAAACUAAUCAUCAAACUGAUGAGAAUGAAGGAAAAAAAAGGAGUUUUGGCAACUAUGAUGAUUUUAUUAACUUCCGCAAACAAACUGUUAUUACUAGUGGAAAGUGUUCUUUGGAAAUGUAUCUAGAUGAUCCGCCGAUAGACAUGAUAGAGUAUGAGAGUUUGGAUAUUUUAAAAUAUUGGAAAGAUAACUCUCAACGGUAUGGAGAACUAGCGUCAAUGGCUUGCGACCUCCUUAGUAUACCAAUCACAACAGUAGCAUCUGAAUCUUCUUUUAGUAUUGGAGCUCGAGUUUUGAACAAGUACAGAAGCCGUCUUCUCCCAAAGAAUGUUCAAGCACUAAUAUGCUGCCGCAAUUGGUUAAAAGGUUUUGAAGCCUAUGAAAAUGAGGAGGAUGAAGAAUUUGAUGAAGAUGAGACAUUACCUUCUUUCCAGUCAAUUGUUGAUGAUGAAGCUUGAUUUGGUUGAAGAGACAUCUUCACCUUGAGAUUUCUGUUUUCAGUUUUCCAUUUCAGUUUAAUACUUUGGUUUAAUUUUUCAGUUUAAGUACUUCCUUGAUUUCAAUUCCAGUUUAAACAUCAAUCUCUAUUUCUUCUUUAUCUCUACGUAAUUGAACUGGUUUACCAGAAAGUUAUUUUA